Messenger RNA from Akanthomyces muscarius, 915 nucleotides. RefSeq lists its product as uncharacterized. Lineage: Eukaryota; Fungi; Ascomycota; Sordariomycetes; Hypocreales; Cordycipitaceae. The transcript has a single exon. The coding region runs from base 1 to 915 and encodes 304 amino acids. The record is from RefSeq and is a predicted model, not a curated record.
AUGGAAAAGACGGCUGUUGCUACGUCCGGCCCGCCUAAAAACUUUGCCUCGGGCCACGGCAUCCUCUGCGCUGGCCUCCCGCGGAGCGGCACGGCGUCGCUGAGCAAGGCGCUCGAGAUGCUGGGCAUCACGCCCGUCCACCACGUCAUGAAGCUCAACGACUGGCCGCAGCUGUACGCCUGGGGCCGGGCCGCGUGGUGCCACUUCCCCUACCUGCGCGAGCACCGCCUCUUCCGGGCCUUUUACCUGUCGCCGUACGACCCGCUGCUGCCGUGGUCGCGCGGCGACUGGGACCGGCUCAUCGGGCCGUACCGCGCCGUCACCGACGUGGCCGCCUACUUUGGCAAGGAGAUUUACUGCGCGUACCCCGAGGCCAAGGUGAUCCUCGUCGAGCGCGACUACGCCAAGUGGGCGCAGAGCUACAGCGUCUUCACCGACUCGUGGCUCUACGGCAUCUGGGACCUGCUUUGCUUCCAGCUCGCCACCUGGGUCGGCCUCGGCUUCGUCAUCGGCAUCAGCGACGUCUACACGGGCUGGAUGGGCGCCCGCACCGGCGGCCAGGCCAAGAAGCGCCUCCGCGCGCUGCACGCCGAGCACUACGCCAAGAUGCGCGCCACUGUCCCGGCCGACAACCUCCUCGACUUUCGCCUCGAGCAGGGGUGGGAGCCGCUCUGCAAGUUCCUCGACGUGCCGGUGCCCGAUGUGCCCUUCCCGCACAUCAACGAGCGCAGCGAGGUCCUCGAGUUCCGCAACGGCACUAUCGAAGCUGUCCUGACCUGCCUGGCCAUUCGUCUCGGCAUCAUUGCUCUGGGAACGGCUGCCCUCGUCGGUGCCGUCAAGGGCGCUUCCGCUUUCGGCGUCUUUACCGUCCUCGGAGGAUACAAGGACGCUCUGUUCCACUUCCUCCUCAAAUAA